This is a messenger RNA of Stylonychia lemnae, 1956 nucleotides long. NCBI's taxonomy places the organism in Eukaryota, Ciliophora, Spirotrichea, Sporadotrichida, Oxytrichidae. The record is from the annotation of a GenBank genome assembly.
AUGAAGUGCGUUAGAAUUUUAAACGCAUAAAAUGCUGUAAAUUAAAAUGAGCUGAUAAGAAGUUAAAAGGACAAACUCGACAAAGAUAGUACGCAAAAGAUCAAAUUAUUCAUCAAUGAAAUUGGAAUGUCUAUAGUGAAUUCAUAAGCUAGAGAGAUUGCAUAUAUCUACAUUACUAACCUAAAAUUUAGCAAACGUCAAACAAAUAAGAACAAAAAGAUAUCAUUCAGAGCAGAUACUACUUAAAUUGAUAAUUAAUUGGUCAGAUAAAAUGAUGCAAUUAUUUUCAAGAAAUAAAUGAGAGACGGUAGCAAGCAAAUUGUCUUAAAAGUGCAUAUUAUAGAUAAUUAAGCAAUAGAAAACUUAUACUACUACAAGUACUUUUACCUGGAAUUAGCUCCAUUCGAUCUAAAUGUAGAUGGAAAUUUUUGUGAUGAGUUUUAUAAAUACACCUUAGAUAUCUUUAGUUAAGCAAAGAGCUUCACUUAGCAAUCAAGCUUUAACUAAAUUGGUUCUAAUGUUUACGAAGAUGUCGAAGAUAUUGAAAAAAUGAAGCAAACUUUUAAUGACUUAAAAAAACCAUAUGAGAAAAAUGAAGUGUAAGCUUAAAAGAGGAUAUUCUUUGAAUAAUUCUACAUAAAUGAUGUCAAAUUCAACUUUUCAUUUCAAUCUUCACCAAUUUUAUUCAGAGAAUUUACAAUGAACCCAACCUUAAAAUUCUUUAUUGUACUUUUAAUUUCAUCAAUGGGACUUUUUGGAAAUCUCGGUGAUACUGCUCACAGUCUCAAAUAUGCUUUUGGAUAGCUACUUUAAAAUCCUUUCCAAACUGGUUUCAAACAACUUUUUAAGGGUGGACUUGGUUUUGUUAAACAUACGAUUUCUGCUAUAAUUGGACCUAUCGGUUCAGUUUUUGAAACUUUUAGAAGAGGAGUUUACUUUAUAGUUUAAUCUUCCUAAAUUAACGAGGAUUUUAAUAAUUUAGUUGUUGAUCGGGAUUUAUUUGAUGAUGAUAUAAGCAAUGCUAGUAGAGAAAUAAAUACAUUUAGCUCUCCAUUAGCAAUUAUUGAUACCCAGAAUAAAAUCUGGAUGAAAAUAAUCUCUAGAGAAAAACAAAACUACGAAGUUAAAAAAAGAUAAUUGAUGAAAUUCAGAGAAUUGAGUAAUUAAGGAGAAGAACUUUAAAGAAGGUAAAAUGUAGGUAACCUCAGUGUAGGUCUUAACAAAAUUUAUAAAUUCACAGCCAUCUUUUCUAACUUUAUUUGGAGUGGUGUGCAAUUAUUAAAUAACUAAUUAUCUGAAGAAGAAGCACAAACUAGAGUUCUUAAAGUAAGACCCCCACGAUUUGUUAGCUUUAGAAUGGAACUUGAAUCUUAUAAUCUUUAGAAAGCGCUAGCUCUUGAGAUUUUGAAUGAUAUUAAUUUGAAUGUAUUUGAAAAUGAAAUGAUUCAGAAGGUUUUUUCAUUCAAGUUUAACUCAUUUAUUUUUACUGGAAAGAGAUUUAUAUGUGUUUAAUCGAGGUUAUCAGAAACUUCCUAAAAGAGACAUUAUACUCAUUGGAAUAUACUUUAUAAGGAUGUCAUUAAAAUUAGAGUUUAGAUAUUCAAUAGAUUAACUAACGAGCAGGUAGAAGAAGAUUAUUUCAUAAGGCUUUUUGAAGAUGUGGAUCGAAACAAGAGGGAACUUUAAAACAUGUAUCUGUUGUUAAAGAUUCACUAUCAUUAAAUUGGUGAUGCAGGAGAGACUGGUGAAAUAGACAAAAGUCUUUAAAAGCUAAGUCUUGAAAAUAGAAAGAAAAAUAUGCUUAAAAGGGAUUAAUAUGGUUUUGGAGGAUUAGGAUUAGAUUUAUAAGGAGAUUUAAGAAUCGGUGUGCAAGAAAUUCUAGCAACUUAUCAAGAAGAUAAUAAAUUAAGGUAUUUCUAUAUUGAACUAAGCAAAAGAAUUGACAAGAAAAAUUGA